Molecule: messenger RNA, 1533 nt
Organism: Racocetra persica
Lineage: Eukaryota; Fungi; Glomeromycota; Glomeromycetes; Diversisporales; Gigasporaceae
Source: the annotation of a GenBank genome assembly
AUGCCGCCAAGACGUAGAAAAACCAAAUCUAAGCGACCAAAUUUGAAAAACUUGACACUAAGGAAUUCCGAGAAUACCACGCAAAAGGUAUCUGCAGACGAAGCGGAAAAUUCGAAAAAUUUGCGAACGUCCCCGAAAAGACUUAAAAGUUCAACUACCGAAGAAGAAGAGACUGAGGCUCCUCAACAGACAACCCAAAUUAAAGCUAUUGAAGCUAGUCCUCCUCCAGCAACUUACACGACACCUAAAAGUGCACGUUUAAGCGGCUUUUUUAAGGCAUCCAAACCAGGCACUUCAGAAAAGGUUUAUGACAAUGCAAAGUCUUUUUUUCGUUUAUCUGCUACCCCAAAAAAACUUGUGGGUCGCGAAACAGAAAGAGACACGAUCACUGAAUUUUUAGAAAAGCAUAUUAUUGAAAAAAAACCUGGAAAUCUUUUUAUUCACGGAAUACCCGGCACUGGCAAAACGGCUCUUGUAAACGAAAUUUAUAAUGAUAUGAAAGAUUCUAUCGAAAAAAAAGCAAAAUGUUCUGUCAAGUUUGUUAAUAUUAAUUGUAUGAGCCUCAAUGAUCCGAAAAAGAUUUACGCGACAAUUUUAGACAUAUUGGACCAAAAGACUAAUGGCGUAAAGAGUGCCGAUGAAGUUCUUAACUAUUUAUUUUUGAAAUCAAAAAAGAAUGCUAUGUACGUUGUUAUAUUGGAUGAAAUCGAUUCUCUCGUAACAAAUGAUCGAGAAAUAUUGUACAAAUUAUUUGAUUGGACAUUCGUGCACACUUCACGAUUGAUUUUGAUUGGAAUAUCAAACAUGUCGAAACUUACGGAAUCACUUCCUCGUCUCAAGGACAAAGAUUUUUUAAACUUUGCUCCAUAUGACAAUUCCGAGAUUGCGGAUAUUAUUAAAGACCGCCUUAAAGCUGCGUCAUCUUCAGAACAUUCUUUCUUAAUAGAUGAUAAAGCAAUCGAAUUGUGCGCAAAAAGAGUUGCGGCUAAUAACGGCGAUUGUAGAAAGGCAUUAGAUGUUCUUAGAAAAUCUUUUGAACUUGCCGAGACUGAAGAUAUUGAUAAUAUAUUAGACCCAGACGUUAAAGACUCUGCGGAGAAAUCAGAACUUGAUAAUUCGAAUUCACCAAUGGUCACAAUUACACAUAUUAAUCAAAUUACAAACUCUGAUAUCACGGGCACAUCUAUGAUGCGAACUCUUAAUGCUCUACCGUUUCUUCAACUGCUCAUAAUUUGUACAUUGGUUAUCAUGAAGAAGAAAAAAAUGAAAAAGAUUACUUACGGCGAGCUAUUUCCGGAAUAUCAACGAUUCUGCCGGAAUAGAAAUCACUUGUUACCAGUAAAUUCGAGUGAAUUUGAAAUGCCAGUGCAAAGGCUUGAAAGUGCCGGUCUAAUUAAAAUAACGCGCUCUCGUAAUGGUUCUGCGGAUCGUGUAAUUCAGUUAUCGCCCGAUGUAGAACGAGAUAUAUGGAAUGUAGUGGAUAAUAAUAAUAUCCUAAAGCCAAUGAUGAAUGAUGCAUUGAAAUCUUUGUAG